AAUAGGAACAAGGAGCGGGGGUCCGCGACUAGAAAGAAACGGCGGCCGAGAAGGGGCUACUGGGACCAUGGGUCUUCUGACCAUCCUCAAGAAGAUGAAGCAGAAAGAGCGAGAGCUGCGACUGCUCAUGCUCGGCCUGGAUAAUGCUGGUAAAACAACCAUCCUCAAGAAGUUCAAUGGAGAAGACAUCGACACCAUCUCUCCAACACUGGGCUUCAACAUCAAGACGCUGGAGCACCGUGGAUUCAAGCUGAACAUCUGGGAUGUGGGCGGCCAGAAGUCCCUGCGGUCCUACUGGCGGAACUACUUUGAGAGCACGGAUGGCCUCAUCUGGGUGGUGGACAGCGCCGACCGCCAGCGCAUGCAGGACUGCCGACGUGAGCUCCAGAACCUGCUGGUGGAAGAGCGCCUGGCCGGAGCAACCCUCCUUAUCUUUGCCAACAAGCAGGACCUGCCUGGGGCUUUGUCCUCUAAUGCCAUUCAGGAGGCCCUGGAGCUGGACUCGAUCCACAGCCACCACUGGUGCAUCCAGAACUGCAGCGCUGUCACCGGGGAGAACCUGCUGCUUGGCAUCGACUGGCUCCUGGAUGACAUUUCCAGCCGCAUCUUCACGGCCGACUGAGCUGCACCCAGCACCCACCUCCCAGCCCAGG
Messenger RNA from Elephantulus edwardii (Cape elephant shrew), 653 nucleotides. It is a transcript of the gene ARL2, whose product is annotated as ADP-ribosylation factor-like 2. Bases 68 to 622 code for a protein of 184 amino acids. Gene Ontology annotation, cellular component: cytoplasm; microtubule cytoskeleton. Gene Ontology annotation, biological process: protein folding. Lineage: Eukaryota; Metazoa; Chordata; Mammalia; Macroscelidea; Macroscelididae. Gene Ontology annotation, molecular function: GTPase activity; GTP binding. The transcript is spliced from 5 exons. The record is from RefSeq and is a predicted model, not a curated record.